GACUAAAAACAAAGUCGGAAGGGCGGCCUGAACAAUACUCUGUUUCCUUGUAUUGGCAUUUUUUUGGGCUAAUAUGACAAAGGAUCAGAUUCUAGAAAUGAAGCUCUUGGUAUGAUACCCCUCUCAAUGCCACGAGCGAGGAGUGACAAGGAGAGAGAGGGGAAGGAGAGAGCAAAGAGGGGGACGACCACUGCCGCCACGACCUGAGUCCAGAAAUAGACUUGGCCGAGCGGUGAGGUCGAGGCUUCGGCGAGUCACUGUCAAUGGCCAGCAGGUGAGCCUCGACUCGAGGUUCUUACGGCUGAGGAGGAGGACCAGCAGGAGAGAGGCAGCAGCCAUGCCUGCGGGAACGACCUCCGCCCGGAAGGGUCGCAGCGGGCAGUCGCAGAGGUCGUUCAAGGCCCCCAUAGAGAAGGGCCGGUGGGCAGCCAAGGGCACCAAGCCCCUGCCCGAGCAGGCGUCUGUCCAGCACGUCCUGAGCCUCAUGGUGGUGCAAGCGUGCCGCAAGGUCCUCUUCAUCGAGACGGAGGUCAAGAUCGCACUCUACUCCCUCUCCCUCUUCGUGGGCUCGCUUCUCUGCGACUUCCUGCCCUUGCCCAGGAUCUACAUGGGCCAGAAGGACAAUGUCUUCAACGUGUACUUUGUCAAGUUCCUGUGGGUGUGGCUGAUCCUGGUCGUGGGCGCAUUCGUACUCCUGACCAGCGCAACCAUAGGCUGUGGGCACAGGGAGGUCAUUAGGAGGCACAUGUCGCGCCUCCUGGUUGGCACGUGUCUCUGGUAUUUCUGGAGUCAAGUCUUCUUCGGAUACGUGGAGAGCCGCACGGGAACCUGCCUUGGACGCGCCAUUAUCAAGGAUAAGUACGAGUGUAAUGGCGGAGGAUUCCACUGGCAUUCAUUUGAUAUCUCAGGACAUGCAUUCAUCCUCGUCUAUGUUAAUUUGCUAAUUGUGGAGGAAGCAAAGGCUAUUGUAGGCUGGGAAGGCAUCAGAGAUCAAAUUCGCAUGGAAGACCACAGAAGGGGAGAAGCUGCGAAUGAUCCCCAAGAAAUCAAAACUCCAUUAGAGAAUUUAACUGAGGACGAUCUGGUCAUCUUAAAGUUAAACUACGAGCAGUUCACACCAAUUAUCAGAAGCAUUUUCUUUAUCAUGACCAUGAUGAGUAUCCUAAGUGAUGUGAUGCUGGCGUGCACUGUCAUGUUCUUCCAUACAAUGCCACAGAAAGUAGCUGGAGGUGCCAUUGCUAUGGCUACAUGGUUCUGUACAUACAGAUUAUGGUAUAAAUAUGAUGCUUCUCCAGGAUUGCCUGGUUCUGGUAUCUUUCUGUACCAGACUGUAAAAGAAAAGCCAAGAGAUAGUUCAAGCAGAUUCAGAAGACGUUCCUCUAUCUGCAAGGAACACAAGGAUAGUUUACCAACAUUUAUGGGAAUGCCAUUAUAUGGCCUGAAGAAGGAUAUAGAUGAUAAGAAGAAGGAAAGUGAAAAAGAAGAGGACAGGUCUGGCUUGGAGGAUUUUGGGGAAAUGCCUGAGCGUAGUUCAAGGAAUGGAGUAUAUGGAGACUUUGGUUCCUCAAGAAGUAGAACAUGGAGGAGGUAGAGGGCAGUAGAGUGAUUUAUAAUGUAAGUAAUUUUUCUGACACUAGCAAUAUGCUUCAGAAAUGUUCUGUCAUAAAAAAUAAUUACACAAUUAUUGAAACUCGUAUAUACUUGUCAACCACUAGUCUUUUUAUCAGCGAAACAUGCUUUUCUUAGCCAUUUUAUACCUAAUUUAGAUAUUUUAACAUGAUAAUGUGUGAAAGAAUUUGCCUAAUAGAUAUCUAGUCACAGUCAAUCUCUAGAUUGCACAAAUCCUCUGAACUCUCAAAUGCACUAGUAUUAAUAUUACUCUUACAAUGCAGAUGUUAAGAUUAGGAUCAUUUUUAUACACAAGCAAAUGCUCAGUCAGGCAUACAAGGUAUUUGCUUUUAUAUGUAUAUACUAAUACAUCAGCAGAAUUUCAAUUAGCUUCAUAUGGUUCAAUUAACCUCAUAUAUAUUCAUUAAAUUUUUGAAGCAUACCAUAUUUGACAGCAUAUUGGACCCCCCCCCCCCCUUAAUUCAUCACAGCUUCUCUCUCUCUCUCUCUCUCUCUCUCUCUCUCUCUCUCUCUCUCUCUCUCUCUCUCUCUCUCUCUCUCUCUCUCUCUCUCUCUCUCUCUCUCUCUCUCAUUUUUUAAGUGCAUCUUAUAUACUGCAAAAUACAGUAUAUUUUAUAUGUUCUUGGCAACUAUUCAGACAACACAGUUAUUAGGAUACAAACCAAAGAUCACUGUCACCCUUUCAUUUCAUUACCAAAACCUUUCCCAUCUCCAUUUAGAUAUUUUUUAGGAGUGUGAGUGAAAUAUUUACAACAUACCCAGUAUUGUAGACCUUAGUUUUAUGAUGAAGAUUGUUUUGACUCGCAAGGCUCCUAGUACAAGACUGUGGUAACUCCAUCCACACACAUUUGCUUUUGGACUCUGUGGUCAAAUGGCAGCUUGUUGCAGGAGACUUUCUUUCCUAUUUUGAUCCUUCUGGAGUCUCGGAUUCAGUCACCUUUUGUUUUUGUAUUUUCUGAGCUGUAAAAUUUUGAACGGCUGUCAGUUACUAUUUCCAAGUGGAAUUGCUCUGGAUAGAGAGAGAAAAUUAUAUGCAAAGCAGGUUAGGACCCAUAUUUUCAUUACAUGUUGAAGAAUGAAAAACUAGUUUUUGAAUUUUUCUUCUUUGGUGAAUGAAUGUAUUAAAAAAUCUAGAUACCAUCACUAAUUUGCAUGCAUUUGUAUUGAUGAAGAAUGCAUCUGCAUCCUUUCAUGGAUGUAAAUGAUUAUUAAUUAUUCCCAUAAUGCAAAUUACUUAUGGUUGUGGAAGUCAGGUACCAGUGUUACUUCCCUUCUGUCUUUGAGUGUUGCAUUCAUUCUGGCCCUGAUAUUCAAAUUAUAUAGUAUGUGAAUUACUUAUUACUAUAAAAGGUUAAUCCAAUUUGUCACAAACAUGUUCAAUUUAUAAUAUGUGUUUUUAAUGCAUACUAUUUCACUUGUCUUUCAUAGUUUCUUUAAUAUUCUGCCAGUGCUUGUUGAUGAUAAAUCUAGAAGUGUAUUCUUCAUACCAUUUUCUUCAUAUAUAUAAUGAUGUGUAUUUACUUACCUGUUUAUCUUUGUACACAAUGUUACUUUUUAAACUAAUAAUAAUUAUUAUUACUGUCAUCAUUAUUAUUACUACUAUUAUUGUUUUUUUAUAAUUAUUUAUAAUAUUAGUUUGGUGUAUCAAAUAGACUAAUUUCCCUGUUAUUUAUUUUUGUUGGGGCACAACAUUGCUUUUUACUUUUCUCAUUAUAAAGAUUAGAAGCAAAGAUAAUGAUGAUGAUAAGUCCAUACUCUUGUGAAAAUAUUUAUCUGGGAAUGAUUGUAUUUGUAAACAAGAGCCAUUUAUGCAGAAGUUAGGGUUGUAACAAUAGUUUAUCUCAUUGAGAAAUUCUAGGGGUUUCAAAUAUGAUGAAUGCAUAGAGAUGGUGUGCAAGAGAUAAAAAAAAAAAAGUACAAAAUUGCAUAGAUACUUUGCAGUUCUAAGAUACCACCUCUGGCAUUUUCCAUUCAUAGUAGUACCUUAAAUUAUUUUUAGUUGAUAAUAUAAAGUGUAUCACUAUUACAUAAUUGCAGAAAGGUGUUUAGUUUGUGGACUCAACAACAUUUAAAGAGCAUAAGGAUUUUUUCAGUGUAACCUGUCUUGUCUUUCCUCUCAAUGAGUUCAAGUGUUUGUUUAAAGUUGGCAAGUUUUAACCAUUGCUCAAUCCUGCCUAGUCAGUGUCUUAUUGUAUUAUUUACAUCAGUGGUUUUUAGGACAUUUGUGUUUUUAUAUAUGUGUGCUGAACAUUUUAGAAAUAUCCUUAGAAAUCCAUGUUUGUUCCAUCUUUAUGUAGUAGAUCUGGUGCUCUACAAUAUCAGGAUAUUUACCAGAGGAUAAAAGCAUUUUAAGAUACCCCUUUUACUAUUUUCUUGAAUGUGUUCUUGCAACUAAAAUAAUUGUCAGUGUACUUGAAAACUGGGACAAUUAUUGGACAAUUAUAAAAGUAAUAUAUAGAAAUAUUUAUAUUUUUGGCUGAAAUCAGAUAAAUGCCUCAGUUAUAAGCAAGUUUCAUUUCCAUAUACAAUUUAUUUAUUUGUAAAGAGUAAAACUAAAAAUAAUGGACUGUGAUAAAUACAGGCAAGAGGCAAUGUGGGCAUUAUUUUAUUAUAUUAUUCCUAAUGUUAACCACUUAAUAUCCACAUAUUAGUGUAAAAGAUUGUCUAAUGAAAUAUAGCACAAAAACAUUU
Penaeus chinensis is the source of this 4320-nucleotide messenger RNA. RefSeq names its product acyl-coenzyme A diphosphatase FITM2-like (gene Fitm). NCBI's taxonomy places the organism in Eukaryota, Metazoa, Arthropoda, Malacostraca, Decapoda, Penaeidae. The record is from RefSeq and is a predicted model, not a curated record. Bases 338 to 1591 code for a protein of 417 amino acids. Gene Ontology annotation, biological process: lipid storage; lipid droplet organization; phospholipid biosynthetic process. Gene Ontology annotation, cellular component: endoplasmic reticulum membrane. The transcript is spliced from 5 exons.